This is a messenger RNA of Lactuca saligna, 1723 nucleotides long. Lineage: Eukaryota; Viridiplantae; Streptophyta; Magnoliopsida; Asterales; Asteraceae. The record is from the annotation of a GenBank genome assembly.
CUGUAAAACGGGUCUCCUCCCUGUCUUCUCUUCUUCUUUAUUUUUUAUUAUUAUUAUUUUUUUUCAAUUCGAUAGAUUAAAAGCAAAACCACCGGAAAUAGGGGGCAAAAAAGAAGCAACCAAUAGAAAGCUCCGUCUUCUUUCGUCUUCCGAUCCACGCCACACCAAGAACACCGGCCCUUGGGGCGGUGUUCACGCGUCUUCAGGCAUGCCACAUCAGCAUCACGCGUCUUCAUAGACGUCCACUCCGGGUAGCCUGAACAAACAUAUAUAUUGUUGUUAACAACAAAGUGACGCGUGUCUCUCCCAUGACACAAAACUAACACAAACAUAAUGUUCUGUCGUAUAAAUAAAAGAAGAAAAUACAAAACGCCCGAAAAAUCGGAAAGAUCCGAACUUCGAACAGUUCUCUGAUCUCAGCUCCUGAAACCAGAUUCAGCGAUACAGAGACUGCGUGAAGAUGACGAAGAAAGCAAGGGUAUUGUUCCAUUUCCAGAUGAUGUUGUUAAUGAUGCUCAUCGUGGUGCAAAAUGGCGAGUGCAUAUGGUUGAAUUUACCCAAAUCGGGAAGGAAGUGUGUGACGGAGGAAAUCCAUACCAAUGUCGUCGUUUUGGCUGAUUACGUCGUCAUUUCUAAUGUUCAUAUUCACCCCACUCCCUCCAUCACCACCAAGGUGACAUCACCUUAUGGAAACAUUCUUCACUACAAAGAGAAUGCAACUAAUGGUCAAUUUGCAUUCACAACAAACGAGGCUGGGCAAUAUCUGGUGUGCUUUUGGGCAGAUGACCCUAAUCAAGGUGGAGCUUUAAGUGUCAACAUUGACUGGAAAACUGGAAUUGCAGCAAAAGAUUGGGACUCAGUUGCAAGGAGAGAAAAAAUCGAGGGUGUUGAGCUUGAGUUGAGAAAACUGGAAGGAGCUGUGGAGGCCAUUCAUGAUAAUCUUCUCUACAUCAAGAGCAGGGAGGCACAGAUGAGAGAAGUGAGUGAAACCACACAUUCUCGAGUAGCAAUGUACAGUAUAUUGUCGUUAGGUAUUUGCAUUGCAGCUUCUUUUGCACAACUAUGGUACUUGACACACUUCUUUCAAAAGAAGAAACUAAUCUAGAUUUUGUUGUUGAUUAUCAACGUUUUUUUUUUUAUGUAUAACAUUGGAAUCAUAUUCUUUACACUUUCAACAUAUGGAAAAUAGUCUUCUUAUCUUGUUAUUGGAGUUCAAUAGUGUCACUCACAUGCCACACGCAUUUGCCUAUUAUGAAGGAUCAAAGCAAACUCAUUUACAAAAAAUGGAAACAACCUUUGUAUAUAUAUUAUUAUCAUUUAUCAGAAGCGGAUGAAGCCUUAUUUUGUAUUUGUGGAUGAAAUGAAUACAUAUUGUUGGUGAAAUAGAUUUUACUGAGAUGCUUGUUUUGUGCCAGGGAGAGAGAAAAUAGGUGCUCUAUCAACAAGUAUUCUUCUUCCACGAUGAGAUGAUGAUUCAAACCUCCAUGAAGGACCAAUAAGCCAUGAUAUAGCAACUCCACCUAUUAACCCUCCAAGCUGGAUAAAGUAUAAACAUUUAAAAAAAUUUAAUAAGAGACAAAAGAUAUAACCUAAACAGGGUGAUGAUGUGAAUUUAAGUAAAGUGUGAUCAAAGACUACUCACAUGUCCCCAGUUGUCAAUACUUUGUGACAAUAGCCCAAUAGCCUACAUUGCAAGAGUAUUAUCGAUCACAUAAGUUUGAUG